Porites evermanni is the source of this 9182-nucleotide messenger RNA. NCBI's taxonomy places the organism in Eukaryota, Metazoa, Cnidaria, Anthozoa, Scleractinia, Poritidae. The record is from the annotation of a GenBank genome assembly.
AUGGAAUUUCCCACAGUGACUGCAUCAAGUUCUUAUGCUAAAACGCAUUGCACUUCUUCGAAACAGGAUUUCUAUUCAGCUUGCCAAACAAACAAGCUUACCGAGACAUCUUUUUCCAUCUCAUGUACAGUUGGCGAUAUAAACGCUAUCAAUAUCGUUGCGGCAAAAACAUUUGAAAUGAACGACGAUGAGGAAGAAGAAGAAUUUGUAAAAUAUGGAGCUGUAGACGAGUUCUACGACUUGAAAGAAGAAAUAGGGAAGUAAGUUACGAUUCAGUUGACUUUUAUGUAACAUCUAUCAACUGUGAUCCUUGAUAUUGUGAUAUAUAUUAUUAUUGCUAAUCCUAAUAACUUUCUUUAGGAUAAAAGCGGGAAUCAAAAGUUAACUUUUGAAUCGUUCUUUCGGCCAACUCUCUAAUGUAGACAUUACUAAAAACUGUACUACAACCAUAUCAAAAACAGACACUUUCUCAGGUCUGUAAAGCGGACACUUUGGUGCUGUCUCCGCCGGAUUUCGCGUGACUGUAAUUGAGGAGAAACAACUGAAAAAUGUAAUUGUAAAAAUAGAACAUAGAUCAAGAGAAUAUCGGGGGUACCCCCAUACUACGGAGUUCCGAGAGUAUAAAAGGCUCUGAGUAGCUUACAACCGUUCUUCUUUUGCGGUUAAACUUUAAUUAAAGGUUGGAGAAAUUUAUAUUCACGUACAGUAUGAUUUGCGUUUAUUACCCGGGGGAAUCUUACAUGAAAUAGACGGGGAUGUUUGUCUCCCUUAGGGUGGUAAGGAAAAAAGGGGACUUUAUUUCCCAAGUAAAUAUAGCUUAAGGUAACGAAAUGUAACUUUACGAAAACGGAAUGUCUUCAUACGUUGUUGAAGGCAGCAUUCGAUUUCAACAUGUUUCGCGAAAUUUAAAUUCCUACAGUCCUUUAUUAGUUCCGGGAAGUAGUCGCCUGUUUUGGUACAGUCUCUUUUACUUUUGGGGGACGCAUAUUAAAAGCCUGAGUCCUACCCUUACAUUGGUUUCGCAGCUUCCUUCAAUUUGACGGCGCUUGGUUCUAUUCUUAGAGAUAUAUUUUUAGCAUAACUUUAAGUGAUACCUGUAUUGGAAUGUGUAAUGAUUUGACUCUGCUGAACAACCAAAAGCUGUAGUUUCUACCCCUAAGGGACAGGACGAUCACCCGCGCAACUUUCAUAUGGGAAUCCCCCGGGUGUUACUACAGAACUGAGACCGGAUACCAUAAAAACGAAGACCCAAGCGACAGUUAGAUUGUAUCUUCGUUCUAGGAACAUUGUAACAAAUUUUAUCUUAAAAAUGCUAAUUACAGCGUAAACUAGUUCACGUCACUUGAAUUUUAGACAUAAUUGAAAUUUGUUUUCAUAUUUGUAAAUCAUCCAAAUGUCUGUCAACAAAACACCUGAAAUUGUGCGAUAAGCUUUCAUAUCCUGAAUUUAGAAUUUAUUUAUACGAAAUAACGCCCAUAUUGAUCAGAUGAUCUUUAAUUAUGCUGUUGUGCCCAGAAAAUGUAUCAAAUGUUUACGUGGCGUAGUCAUUUGGCACCACAAGUUUACUUACGGUCCAUCCCACGCCCCUAGUGAUCCGGUUCAGUGGAAAGACAGUUUCGGGUAUCAAUGAAAGUUUAUCAUCUUAUAUGAUCUUAUAAUCCUCGAAAGAGUAUUAUAAGAUUAUAGCGUACGACCCUUACUCUCUUUCACUCGGCAUUUGGUUAGCAGCAGUAUGCAAAGUUAUUUCAACAAAAAAACGUUCAAUCUCCCACCAACAUGACGGCAGGUUUCAUUUUCUUGGGGCCUUAUUAUGGCGAAUUUGACCCGUUAAACCGCCGUAGUUAAAGAGACCUAAGUUAUAAAUAAAGAAUUUAGUUAAUUAACUUAUAAAUUUCGGUGUCUGUGCUUCGCCACUUCUCUUUAAAUUAAGUAACAACGGCAAAAUAUGGGCCACUAGCGAAAGAGUCGAAAUCGUUACAAUGUUAUAUAAAGGUUGAUAAAUUCCAAUAAGAUAAGCGCUUUAUUGAAAAAGGAUUCUACAGUAAGUUGUUUACGAAAAUACAUUUUUUUCCUUAGAGGUGCUUAUGGAAUAGUUAAAAAGUGUAUGCACAAAGAAAAAAGAAAUGUUUACGCAGCAAAAAUCAUCAAGACUUCCAGCCACACUAUUAGGAAGACUGUUCUGCGGGAGAUUGAAGUCAUGAGGGCGCUGGGACCACAUAAUAAACUUGUGGAACUACUGGAUGCGUAUCAGACACCUUUUGAAAUUGUAAUGGUUUUGGAAUUGUAAGUGUGCUUAAUUGUAUUACAGUAUGUCUUGCCUUGCGUUUGUUUAUAAAUAAGUUGGGAGUGAGAGCGUUACUCAAAUCUGAACAGGGCAAAUGGUAAGAAAAAUUCAGGACUUCGAAUACAGUUCAUCCCGGAAUCGCGUUUACCAUUUGUGAAUUCCAUUUACGAAAGACGGCCGCGAAUGCCUGAAACUGAUACCAAAAAUAGCUUUGAACAAAUAGGACUCACUGGCCUUUUCAGAUGUAUACUCGCGCCCGAAAAUUCAUGUUCCAUUUGAAUCCGAACCGGAAUUUCCGGAAUUUGUUCUGUGGUAAGAGCUCAUUGUGUAGCUUUAAGAAAGUUUAGUAUCUUUCAGUUAAUUCAGUUUCCGGCAUUCUCGAUCAUUGGAGAAUCCAUAGGGUAACGUCUACGGCAAACGUGAGAUUCAGAUUGACAAUUGCUCGAAUUAGGAAAUGAGGAGAUGAAAACAGGCCAAAAUAUUCCUUAUGAAUGAAACAACAAUUUUGUGUAGGUAUAAAGACAAGCAAACAAAAAGUAAAAGAAAAAGUUGGUCAAGUGGCACAAACAGAGAGGUUGCCUUAAACGUGAUUUCAUAGUCAGUAGAGGACAUUUGUUAUGAAAAGCAGAGAACAUUAAAGAAAGAAAAAAACGGUGCUCAAGGUUUUGUUAGAAGAAACAAAAGUUUUUGUUAGAAGCUCUCUGACAGGCACAAUCCUUUGUAUUUUGCUUAAAAAUUGGGAGCACAUGUUUUACCUUUCUGGGAAACUGCCCACCUACCCCUCCCCUAAGCCGACAUUAACACAUACUUCUCACUUACGGCAAAAUGUCGGCUUAGGGGAGGGGUAGUUGGGCAGUUUCCAAGAAAGGUAAAAUGAUCCAAAAAUUGUGACGGAAUGAAUAAAUGCGGCGUUUUUAUUGGGCAAUAAGAUCUAAAUGAUAGAAGUGCCAUUGAACGUUGUGCACCACGAAAUUCCACGAAAACAUAAAACCACCAAAGGAGUCAAACGGGCUUCAUAACCGUGGUGAUUCUAAAUCUCUCUGUUGUUUCCGUACAGUGUCCCAGGUGGUGAAUUAUUUGAACGAAUUGUUGCUGAAGAAUACUUGAUGGAAGACGAUGCCGUAGAUUACGUCAGACAAAUCCUUGAAGCUUUACGAUUCAUGCACGAGAGGAAUGUAGUUCAUUUAGAUCUUAAGGUGGGUGGAAGAGAUUUUCUUUCCCACUGAGCAACUGUGGUUCCCUUUUCGCUGGCGAUGAACUUACUCUCGCUUUUUUCCUGCUAUAUCUCGAAUCUUAGGCUCCAUCCACACCUAUCCCGACAUUUUGAAUUCGAUGAGGUCAAACAUACAUACUACUAGCAUGCGCAUGCUCUGUAAGGGAUGCUAUCGUAUUUCCAUCGUUCUAGCGGACGGGCGAAAACUGUUCAAAUACGCCACGUGUGGACACAUUUUUUUGAAAACGGAAUAAAAAAUCUCCGUUUUUCAAACAAUAUCUGGAUACACGUGGACACCCUAGCCCUGACGGGUUAGCAUUAGAAACUUGCUUUUAGGGUCAACGUACUGAGCUGGUUUGGCUAAUGAGUACUGGAGUCAAACCACUGUUGAAAAACGCUACGUAAACACGCAACUUUGCUUUUGCAUAAAAAAGUAGGUCGCCACGCCGCCAUUUGGCAUCUAUUCAAAGCCAUUAUUACUCUGUCGUACAAGUGGAAAAUUGAAUUCAUUGUCUUGUUCCUUGUCAGCCAGAAAACAUUUUAUGCGUCAGUAUGGACUCCAACGACAUAAAGCUUGUGGACUUUGGACUCGCCAGGAAUCUUACUACUGAGGAUGACAUUAAAUCUUCUUUUGGCACCCCAGAUUUUGUAGGUAAGAAGGUUUUUAGCUAGAAUAUAGGUAUCACCUCACUGAUAACUAUCUAACUGUUGUAAAUAACUACAUAAAAUUACUGUAGAACCCCGAUAACUCGAACUCGGAUAACUCGAGCUGCCGCUAACUCGAACUAAAAUCAAUUUCCCUUGGAUUUCACCCCAUUUUCCACUGAGAAAUUUUUACUCUGUUAACUCGAAUUAGGAGAACUCGAAUUCCCCGCUAACUCGAAAUAAAUUUCUUUUCACUGAGAUUUACCCUGAUAACUCGAACUCUGGCUCGGAUGCCAUUCCAUUAUCCCUUCUUGUUGUAUAAGGGUAAAAACAAUAAAAGUAAAACCGCACCGUAAUUUUUAGGGAGUUAUUAUAACUCCAAAAAUGGAGUAAACAUUUUAGGUACAGGAUAACGCCUUUUUUGGGGUUAUUUUAACUCCUAAUUUAACUCCGAAUUUGGGGUCAUUUUUACUCCUGAAAAAGAGUUCUUUUUACUCCCAGUCUGGAGUUAAAAUUACUCCGAAAUGGGGUUACUUGUACUCCUUACAUGGGUUGUUUUUACUCUUUUUGGAGUUAAUUUAACUCUGAAAGUGGAGUAAAAAUUUUAGGUACAGGAUAACUCCUUUUUUGGGGUUAUUUUAACUCCUCAAUAUCUGGGGUCACUUUUACUCCUGAAAAAGAGUUCUUUAAACUCCUUUUUUGGAGUUAAAGUAACUCCACGAAAAAUAACUCCACUGUAAGGAGUUCAAUUAGCCCCACUAGAGGAGUUAUUAUAACUCCCUGAAAAUUACAGUGUGGUCAGUGGUCAACACUACUGACAGCAAUUUGAUUUUAAUUGGACAGGUGCAACGAACAGGUCACCUUUUAUGAUAAAAAAUGCCUACUCAUGUUACCGUUUCUGAGGAAAUAAGUUUAAUUUGCACGGCACUAUUCAUUGGAGCGCUGAACUAUCAGUAACCAUCAAUUUUUCACCUGGCAAACUGAAUUUUGUAUCGACCCUUAUAACUCGAACUCUCGCUAACUCAAACUAUUUUUCGUUUCCCUUACUGAAGAGUUCGAGUUACCGGAGUUCUACUGUAAAUUGCAAUAAUAGACUCUGGUCCGUAUACUUCCUUUUGUGCACUAUGAAUGUACUUGUCACUUUCUAGAUUAUCCGUUGCAGCACCCAUCGUUAGGUAACUAGUUAAGGAAAACCAAAAGCGCUAACGGAUUAUGCUAGAGACGAUCAAGGAAUAAUAUAUCCACGAGCGCAGUCCAUCGAGACAAUGUAGACCAUGACAGCAUUUUAAGUAAUCCCUUUUUGUAUCACUACUUCACUCAAAGUAAACUCAAAGCAAAAUAAUUCGUUUGCAAUCUCCUUCUGUUUGUUAAUUGCGAUAAAACCAUUAGUAGUUUUCUGAAAGUUACUCAACUUUGUGCUUGUAAAUUUCUGUCAUCUUUCUUUAGCUCCUGAAGUUAUUAGAAUGAAACCUGUGUCAACUGCAAGUGACUUAUGGUAAAGCAGUUUUUGUGUUUCCGUUAUCUUUGGAGCUAUUAAUUUCCGGUUUUUUUGUGUUAAUCUUAUCCACGUGGCUCUUAAAUGACACUUUUUUUUUUCCCUUUCUUUUUCCAGGAGCCUAGGCGUCGUCACAUAUGUCUUGUAAGUAGUAUAAUCGAAUUGCUGGUUCAAAUAAAAUAUAUUUUAAAUGUUUUGAUAACUAGAGGUGUGUUAGGAAUGUUGGAUAGUUUUUUAACGUGCCCGUCUUUCUUUUGGAGUCAUGGGAUUGCACACUAUGGGGUUCGGUGUACAAUGCUGCUGUUAACUCCUGUUCGUAUUAAUAGUGGAUUUAAAUUGUGUAUGUCUCAUUGAGUUCAAACCGACGUUUAUCAAACAGCGAUCUAAAACCUUUGGUGCACACUGAUUUUAAUUGCAUGUACCCAUUGAUUCGUAAGACAGCACAAGACUGAAUUCCCCAUCUUCAUUUCGGGAGAAUACUGUUGGGCGAAUUUCCAUGUUAGAAUUGAUUGGGAAAUGUGUUGGUUUUUAUUUCCUGCAGAUUAAGCGGCCUGAUGCCAUUCUCUGGAGACGAUGACCAUCAGACGCUUGUCAAAGUAGCUAAAGCUGACUGGGAUUUUGAUGAUGAGUGUUUUGAUGAUUUAUCUCACGAUGCAAUGGAAUUUAUUGAAGGACUUCUUGUAAAGGAUCCAAGGCAUGUUUUAAUAAAAAUGUCCUGUCCAAAUUCGGGUAUUUUCACUUAUGACUUUAGCACCUUGACCAAACGUGUUCAAUGUGUUUUACCUUUACUACUAGUAAUAGGCAAUCGAAAAGAUUCCCAGCAUUGGUUUUGCUUUUGCUUUCUUUUUUCAAAAGUUUUCUUUCUGGAGCUAUUUAUAUUUCUUGAUGAUGCAUAUUGGAACCUACUGACUACUGCAGAUAGACAAUUUGGCGUAAAGAGGCUGAUCAACUGUGUGUUUCACCUAAUCCUCCUUACAUGGUGUUAUUCAGGAGUAACCUAUUCGUCCGAUUCCCUCGAGCUUUGGACAAUCAGAAUGCGGCAUGAGUGAAGUAGCUUUCGGAAAUAUUGAAGUAUUAUCCACUGUUUCCUUUUCAGCAAGCGGUUAACAAUAGAGGAGUGCUUUAAGCAUCCGUGGAUAAAGGUGUGUAAAAAUCUAUUACAUCCCUCUUCAGUGGAUCCCUAUUUUUAUGUAUUCAUUUAUUUAUUUACUUAUCACGUUUUUUUUACUGACUGGUUGAGAACGAUAGGUUUAGUUUUUCAUGCUUCAGAUGCCAUUGAUUUCUUUCUUUCUUUUUUCUACUAGGAAAACCAUGAAACAGGAACGAAAAUCAACACACAAAAGCAUAAGGCGUUCAUGGCGAAGAGAAGGUGGAAGGUAGGUAGACAUUGCAGUCAAUUGAUCCUGUAGCCUGCGAAUACAGCUGUCUCUCACCAGGAACGUUUCGCGGGAGGGACGUCUGCGCCUUCACGACAGCAAUUCAAAAGUGAUAAUGUAAAGCAAUGUUCACAUAAGUUUAACAUCUGGUAGUCAUGGGGUUCCACUUAGACUCUAAGUUUCUCCUAGUCUAUUAUCUCAAAGUUUUGAAUUCUUUUGCAAAAACGAGCGGCAGCAAAUUAAGCUCAAACACGUCGUCAAAAAGAAGAAUGCAUUCCACGAAUAAUGACUUUAUUGUAGUAGAUUCAUCUCAUUUACAUUUAACCUUUGUAACCUUUUAUCUUUUGUCUGUCGUCCGUAAACAACAGUUUAACAGAUUUUACGUCAUCAGUAUCGAAUUUUUGUCGUAAGCGGAGACUUUCCUCUCUUGAAAAGGCGAAAGUGGCCAAGAACCUGCACGCAGGCUGUUGAUCUUCCUUUUCAUGACAUCUUCGGAGGUCAUCAUUGAAGUUAAAAUAAAAUACAGAGUAGAGUUAGAAAGCUGGUUUACUAACUUAGAACAAACGCCACUGAAUCGUAGCCAACAGUUACCAGCGUCGUACAAACGACUUAUUGACGAGAUCAAGCAAAACUAAUUCCGAGAGAACGACUGGGGAACUGACAAUUUGACAAACAAUAGACGACUGUUUAACUGUGACAAUAGAAGGAUCAAAAUGCGCCAAUUAUUGAUUACUAGUCUUCAUAGCCCAUAACAUCACGGCUUAACUGACAGACGACCAAUAACAUCGCGACGUAAUUGACCAAUCAGAUCAAUAACCAGAGUAUAAUACCAUCAAGUGACGUGAUAGAACUCACUUUGACUCUGAAGAUGACUACCGCACAGGUUGUCGAAACAUUAGCCACUGUCAAAAACAACAGUCCUAUUCAGGACAACGUUCACCCGGACGAUCAAACUCAACCUACUUUAGAGUAGCGUUAGUUAUGGCUUCAUUACUCGAUAAGUUGACCUGAUUUGGCAGUAACUCGAGAUAUUUUUGGUCUUUAUCAUCUUGUAUUGUGCACUCUAAUCGUUAACCCUUAACGUUGUGAUUUCAUUUUCAGAAAUCUGUACAUGCUCUUUUGGCUGUUCGCCGCAUGUCUCUGUCGCCUAUUUCUGCCUCUAAGAGAAGACGUUCAAUGGAUCCAUCCAUAUUAAAAACAACUUCAGAAAGCGAGGAAGAUCAAACUGUGGACAGGAAGGUGUCAGCUCCGCUAGAUCCCUCGACAUUACAUAUCUCGGAGCGUCGACGUGGAGAUACUCACAACUCUUGUUUUGAUCUGAACAUGGCAACUAUACAAGCUUUGCAAGCAAAGGCAGACAAGGCGAUGGGAAAAGACUUGUCACAAAAGGAGGAAAAUAAGCACGAAAAUGAAAGUGAUUCAGAGGAUGAAUAUCAUAAUGAAUACUCGGAUAGAGAUGAUAACUGUACAGAAAAUGCCAAUGAAAAUGAUAUUUCCACAUCCGAGUGCAAUUCAACAAAACAAGUGUUUUCAAAUAACCAGAGACCGAGGGCAAACACGGUUUGCGGAGCCAGUCCAUAUGCCGAGUCUUCUUCUCAGCGCGCGGUGAGAAAAACAUCGCAGAUAUUAAUCAACGUUGGAAAUACUUCAACAAAUGAUUUCAAACCAAUAUCGUUUACUUUCAACACAGAGGAAAUGCAGCGAAAUAUGCGACAAAGUCGUCAAACUACACCCGCAAGAAGUGAGAAUCAAUUGAAUUUAAAUAAUAACCACGAAUUUUCCAGUGAGUUUUCACUGAAACAAGAACAUAAUCACAUUACUGAGCAGCGGAGAUUAAGUUCACAGAUGGAUGAAUCCAUCUUGGAAAACGGCCACCCCGAGGAAAACAAGCUUCCUAAAAUUUGCGUGAAUGAUGAACUUAUUUCCACAAGUCCUUCUCCUGUUUCGGUAAAAUUAAACAACAUUGAGAAACUUGACAGUGAGGGGUUGAUUGGGAGAACAACCUCGCCACAGGCUUCAUCAAGUUUAAACAUUGCUGAUGUCAGUAAAAUAACCGAGAGUGUCCAGUCCAUCACGGUAAAACUGGAUAACUUAAAUGGUGUACAAUUCACACCUGGUAACGUGACAUGUAGCGUGCGUCGGUCUUCCACUGGUUCAGCACCGUGUUGA